UCGCGCAUGCUCCGUGUAUACAGGAAUUUCCGUAAUUAUUUUGACCUGACUACGUAUGACGCAGUGUUUCCCGAAGAAAAAUUACAAGGAAAUAGCUUAUAUUUUAUUUGAGUUUGACAUCAGCAGGGGCACCCCUGGAUUGCUGCCAGACAGCAUUCUCUUCGAGCCCUUCGACAGAAUGACAAUCUUGUACAGCUGUAUAGCUAGGGGGACUACCCUCCUGGUGGAACGCUCAGCCAGCGAUGGGCACAACUUCUCCAGCGUGUGUCGGUCCAUGCUGCCAAAAUAUCAUUCUAUUCUGACUCCGAAACGUUAUACCAAUCAGAUGAGUACGUGUACCUGGUGAUGGUACGCAAGGGCAUCGCAUACAUCUGUGUGGCCAUUCGUGAAGAUUUUAGCACGGAGAAGUCGUUUGAUUUCUUGAAAGAGAUCAUCCAAUACGUCUGGACCAUCGACUGGCACAAAAAGCGCCUCCAACGCGCUGGCGAACAUGAGCUGGACUCGGACCUCAUCCCGGAGCUCGAAAAAAAAAUGGACUUCUUUUCCGACAUCCACAAUCAACAACUUUGGAAACAGAAGUAUGAAAUGAAAGACCUCGUUGUAAAGGCUAUCGAUCAUCUGAUUGGAGAACCUGAUAAUGAAACAAUCAAGUUUCUGCAGGACACCGAAUUCAAGAAGUGUGAACGCAAGAAGAAUUCCAAGUGCGGGAAGAAUUGCAAGAUUUGCUGCACAAUAAUGUAGUUGUGUUCGUCAACGCAGUCGUGAUUGUCCUCAGUCUGAAGAUCGCGGGUGUCUUCUGAUCGCCAUUCCUGAGAUCUCAUGUUCCGCAUUCUUGUUUGCAAAACAGCUUGAUUGAUUCUGGAUAAACUCUGUUCGGUUGUUUGUCUUCUGUCUGUCUGUCUGCUGGGUGGGCGGACUGUUUGUCGGUCUGUUUGUUGGUUUGUUGUUUUUCCUUUUUUUGUU
Messenger RNA from Patiria miniata (bat star), 963 nucleotides. RefSeq lists its product as uncharacterized. Lineage: Eukaryota; Metazoa; Echinodermata; Asteroidea; Valvatida; Asterinidae. The record is from RefSeq and is a predicted model, not a curated record. The transcript is spliced from 5 exons. The coding region runs from base 346 to 741 and encodes 131 amino acids.